ACGUUUUCUCCGUAAGCCAAAUGUAGCAGAGGCGAGUGAGCAGUUUGGUCAGCUGGCUAAGGAGCUGAAGCAGCAGGAUUGGCUUCAGUAUGCUGCCUUCUGUAACCUGGCCAUGGCACGUCCAGCAGCAGAGUAACCACCGGGUUUUUCAUCAAACCGCUUGGAACUGAGAUAAGUUGGAUGCAUGAUUUACUAGCUGUCUAUUUGUGAUGACCCUGAUCAGAACCAAACACUCUACAGGUAAACUAACAUCAUAUUAGUAAGAAACAGCUAGCUCAUCUCUACAACCAGCCUGUAGCUGAGGGGUGAUGCUGGUCUGUAGUUAGCGUAGAGAAACGCCACCUUUUUUCCUUUAUUUACAUGUUUGUUGUAUUCUUGGUCCAACGAGGCCUCGUGUAUGUUCCUUUACUAGUUUAUUUAAAUACAACAAACACUUAUGACAAAAUCUUUGGCUGUUUGGACCAAAGAUCCAGAAUACUAAACUUUUUUCUUCAUUUGGGUUCUGCCUCUUCAACGGCUGAGUUUCAAGUCUUUGCAGAAAGAGACGGUUGUCUAUUUCAGAGCCGUCUAAAUAUAGACAGCACCCUCUGCUGGAAGCACAUAUAAUGGCAAUAAGGCAAACUUUCUCAGCUUCCUCCUUCCUGUGUUAAAGAUUAUUGACGUUCUUGUCAUUUGUUUUGGUGUCAAACAAAGAAAGAGGACGUUUCCUCCCCCAUCAGAACCAGGGUGGGUCGUUUAGUUCAGUAAUGGAUGCAGACAUCUUCAGACCUCACUGGAAUAAACCAGACGGGUCUCAGAAACCUCUGUUGCACUGAUUUAUUAGAACCCGCCCCCUGUGGUGCUGCCUUUAGGUGUGAGCAGACUCUCUUUAACGCUCCUGGAGAAGCUCUGGCUCUAACCGAUGCUGCGCGGCUCUUCCUCUCAUCGGAGAAGGAGAUCAGAGCCCUGCAGGCUCCGGGCUUUGACGAACACCUUCAAGCUGCACUCAACUGCUACAGCUUUGCUAUCAAGGUGUACAUCGAGAUGAACCAGCCUGUCAUGGCAGCCAGUCUGUGUUUGGAAGUUGGCAACGCUCUUAAGGAGAUGAGCCGACCGGGAGAAGCAAUCGUUCACUUUCAGAGGGCUGCAGAGCUACAGACUCAGACUCCCAUUGAAGCUUUGCUCUCAAUGGGGGAGAUGGCCACCUGUAAAAUCCUCACCCGUGACUACGAUGGUGCUCUGUCCGUGUUCACGGAGAUGCAGCUGAUGUGUCAGGAGCGAGGACUGCCGCUCCCAGGCACCUCCACUCCUGUCGGGGCCUUUCUGGACAUAGUGGCUAAAUGUGAGAUAUCCCGAGUGCUGCUGCUGAUGCUGCUUGAGCCACCACCUCAGAAGUUGCUACCGGAACACGCUCAGACUUUAGAGAAAUAUGCAUGGGAGUCGUUUGACCCUCACAGCCAAGUGACCUUCCUGCCUGAGAAUGUGUUCCUGCUGCUGCAGUCUGUGGUGAUGGCGUGUCAGGAGAAAGACACGGAGUCCCUGAAGUCCCUUCAGACUGAGCUGUGGCCAUUUCUGACUGCGGAGCAGAACCAUCUUCUCCACCUGGUGGUUCUGGAGCGAAUCGCACCUUCCGGUCAAGGCAUUUAGCGCCGUCCAACUCAACUCACUUCCUCUGGGAACAAUACUUUAUGUAAUGGAAUAUUCCUGUUUCUGACUGGGCCUGUUGUAAGGCCUGAAGAGAGGCUGUUUUCUACAUUUAGAUGUUGUGAUUUGCGGUCAGAGGAAUGCACGCGACACAAAACUCUCUUUUGACUCAUGCAAAUUUAGAAAACACCAAACGUUGGCUAUGCUUUAACGAAGUUAUUUUUAUGCUGUGUGCAUAUUUCAGUAAAAGAAACGUGACAUCUCUUAUUUAUUAUGGUGAAAGAAUUUACUGUAUUUCCUGUUUGAAUAAAAAAAAACACACACAUUUCAUGUUUUAUUUAACUUUAUUAAUAAAUGUCAUGGCUUAAAUUCCACAGUAAUAACAAACACACUUACUAAUGCAUAGUUCUGUUAUAUGAUGUAAGAAAACUACUGUCCUCCCUGGAUUGUCUAAUAUUCACUUGUACAAAUGUACGCAUGUUACGUUAGCAGCCAACUACAGACACACAGUAUAAAACACAAAUGACUAAAACAUAUGAUUACGUUGUACAUAGAGGGUACAUAAUAUGCUAAAGUUGUAAACUCAUUCUAAAUGAAUAAAUGUCUUAUGAAGAAAGGCUCA
Messenger RNA from Nothobranchius furzeri (turquoise killifish), 2245 nucleotides. The record is from RefSeq and is a predicted model, not a curated record. Lineage: Eukaryota; Metazoa; Chordata; Actinopteri; Cyprinodontiformes; Nothobranchiidae.